Messenger RNA from Pyrus x bretschneideri (Chinese white pear), 729 nucleotides. Its product is annotated as receptor-like protein Cf-9. NCBI's taxonomy places the organism in Eukaryota, Viridiplantae, Streptophyta, Magnoliopsida, Rosales, Rosaceae. The transcript has a single exon. The record is from RefSeq and is a predicted model, not a curated record. Bases 1 to 729 code for a protein of 242 amino acids.
AUGGCCAUGCCUAUAAAAGCCACCCAAACCAUUCUCAGUUGUCCAAUUGUUCUUGAUUACUUUCUCUGCUACUUAAGCUUAGCAAAUUGUGUCUGGAAAAUGAAAGCUUUGCUCCAAUAUUUCUUCCUCUUAUUCUUGUUCAAUAUCACCACUAUCACCACUACCUGUGCUAAUACCAUCCCUGCAGUUCAACACCAGCAGCUGUUGUUGCUCAAUUUCAAGAAAACCCUUACAUUUCAUGAUUCUUCUCCUACUGUGUCCAAGUUCAUAUCAUGGAAUUCAAGUACCGACUGUUGUUCUUGGAUGAGUGUUACUUGUAGUACUAAUGGACAUGUUGUUGGUCUUGACAUUAGCAACCAAUCUAUUUUUGGUGGGAUUGACAAUUCGAGCAGUCUCUUUGAUCUUCAACAGCUUCAAAGCCUCAAUUUAGCAGAUAAUAUCUUUAGCUAUGGCUCUCGCAUUCCAUCUACAAUUGGAAAGCUUACAAACUUGAGGUACUUAAAUUUAUCAUAUAGCUAUUAUGACGGCGAGGGGAAAAUUCCAGUUGAGAUUUCACAAUUGACAAUGUUGGCUGUCCUUGAUAUUUCUCAAUCUUACAAUUUGUGGUACAUGCCAUUUGAGAGCCCUAAUUUAAGCAUGCUCUUUCACAACCUCACAGAUCUCACAGAGCUAUAUCUUGAUGGUGUGAAUAUAUCAGCACAGGGGAGGGGAAUGAGUGGUGUCAAGUGA